UGCAGUGAAUAAGACUAAGCAGGCGAACGCGCGCUCACGACGGGAGUGAGUGUGGGGCGUGUGAUAAGCGGCGGGGUCGCGCGGGGAGGAGCGCUCUCAAUGGUCAUCCUUAAGUCUCAAUGGUUGUAGCCCCUUUCAAGACGCGGCGACACGACAUACUUGAAAUCACGUUAUCUUUGACAGGACAUUUGCAGCUGCUAAACUGGAUGAAUCGAUGAAAGCACUGAAGCUGACUUCCCGUUGGAUCGAGAAAGCGACUCGCCUUUAUACACUUUGGAAACUAAGAAACGAUCAGAAGACACCGACAAAUUGAGUGCGUUCAAGAAUAAAUCGCUGAAUAAUUCGCAAGACGGUAUUUUGAGAGUGAAGCACCUGUGUCUCAACUGAAAUGAGCACAGUGACGGGCCACCUUUAGGACACGCAAAAAGAGGAAUAAAGUCCGGCUGACACUGGGCAUUCCGAGAGACCUGCUGCGGCAAUGUUGCCUCCAGGACUACCGGCCCCAGGCGCUGCUGCGGUGGGCAGGUAAAUAGCGCCGAAUUGCGAUAAUCAAGAUGAUGGCACCGCUCUGGCAAGGUCUCCCUCAACUUGCCGUGCUGUCUCUUUGCUGCUGGCUGCUCGUCCAGAGUUGUGGACCCGGUCCCGGCGGUGGUCGCCGCUCUCGACCAAGGAAACUAAUCCCCGUCCCUCUUAAACAAUCUGUACCCAACUUUUCGGAGAACAACCUGGGCGCCAGCGGAAGACCUGAGGGAAAGAUAACCAGGCAUUCUGAGCGGUUCAAGGAACUCAUUCCUAACUAUAACCCGGGCAUCAUUUUCAAAGAUGAGGAGAACACCGCUGCCGAUCGUCUCAUGACUCAGCGCUGUAAAGACUGCCUGAAUUCACUCGCCAUAGCAGUCAUGAACCAGUGGCCUGGAGUGAAGUUGCGGGUGACAGAAGGCUGGGACGAAGAUGGAAAUCAUGCACCAGAUUCAUUGCACUAUGAGGGACGGGCAGUUGACAUCACUACAUCAGAUCGUGAUUCAAGUAAAUAUGGGACCCUGGCACAACUGGCAGUAGAGGCAGGAUUUGACUGGGUGUAUUAUGAAUCAAAAUCACAUGUCCACUGUUCUGUCAAGUCAGAUCAUGCUGUUACUGUGAGAAAGGGCGGUUGUUUCCCUGGCACAGCUCAGAUUUCCUUGUCUGACGGUCGACAGGUUAGUCUUUCAUCUCUACAACCAGGAGAACGAGUGCUGUCAGUGGACAACUCAGGAAAGAUUGUGCCUAGCCAGGUUUUGCUGUUUUUGGACCGGGACACCAGCAGAAAGGCCCAAUAUGUUGUACUUGAAACCAAGAAGGCUAAAAUUAGACUGACACCUUCACACCUCAUUUUUAUGUCUCCCAACUGGACUACAGAUACCAGUCUGUAUCAGGCUUCAUUUGCAAGCCAGGUCCAGGCAGGUCACUUUGUGCUAACUAUACAAGAAGGAAAGCUUCAGCCUAUCCAGGUGACAACUGUUUCAAUGGACCAUGUGGUAGGGGUGUAUGCCCCACUCACAGAGCAUGGCACCUUAUUAGUGGAUGGUAUGUGGGUGUCCUGCUAUGCCUUAAUUGAAGACCAUUCACUAGCUCACUGGGCUUUUGGACCCAUUCGUUUCCUUUACCAUCACUACUACAGGUUUGUGUCUAGUAUGUACCAUUCAGGCAAUCAUACUAUGGGAAGAAUUGAGACAAACUGGGAUCAGGGUAGACAUGAUGGGAUACAUUGGUAUGCCAAGAUUCUUUAUAGUCUUGGACAUCUGAUUUUGGACCCAGAUAGAUUUCACCCUUAAUAGAGAGUAGUGGGAGCCUACAUUUGGAUAACACAAAGUGAUUGCACUAGAAGACACCUUUCAUACCAAUUAAAGGACAAACUAAGACCAUUAAAAUGUGUCAUAGUACUAUCUUAAGGAUGUCAACAUUUUUUUCUGGCCUAAGAAAUACUGCAUCCUAUCUGCAUGAGAUGAAGAGAAAGGAAGUGGAAGCAGAUUUAAGAUUGCAGAGUCCUGGUGAACACUGUUCAAGAUGCUGGAAGAGAUGUCUUAGGAAUCAUAAAAUUCUGUGAACAUUCAUUUGGCCUCCAACCCUUCUGGUGCUCAUUACUCACUCAUUCUGAUUUGCACUUAACAGAAGCACUGGGAGUGGGAGGUUUUGGGCCUUGUUGAUUAACUGAGCAUUCAGCAAGGUCCAAUAAAGAGUCAGUCCACCAUGUGGAAGAUCCUUGCCAAACAUCAUUACAUCUUCCCAGAAGGGUAGAAUGAGUGGAUUGUCCCCAAAUGGGAAACAUUACUGUUUCCUUUAGAGCAUGCACUGUAAACAUAGCCUUCUGUAGUAAGAAGGGCAGUCACUCAGAAAAACAUUGCAUUGAUGUAAUAGAGAAUUUAAGACAGCCUUUUGAUUCAUUUUUAUGAGAAUGGUAAUAUUUACAGGA
Erpetoichthys calabaricus (reedfish) is the source of this 2449-nucleotide messenger RNA. It is a transcript of the gene dhh, whose product is annotated as desert hedgehog signaling molecule. The record is from RefSeq and is a predicted model, not a curated record. Lineage: Eukaryota; Metazoa; Chordata; Cladistia; Polypteriformes; Polypteridae. Gene Ontology annotation, molecular function: patched binding; calcium ion binding. Gene Ontology annotation, biological process: cell-cell signaling; regulation of gene expression; smoothened signaling pathway. The coding region runs from base 555 to 1811 and encodes 418 amino acids. The transcript has 4 exons.